AGGACUCGGUCAGAAUUCACUAUGGCAAUAUCCUGAAGUACAAAACCAAAAUAACGCGGCAGAAAUAAAUGAUUCUCAGUUUCCCAAAUAUGGGUCGCAAGAAAAGGAUACCCAGUUACAAAAGUUGGAUCCACAGAUACAAGUCGACAAUUCCAUCUUUCAGUGCCAGGAUCUUUACUGUCAACAGCCUAGUGCCCAAUUACAAGAGCCAGCCCAAUCCCCGUCUCUGUGGCAAGAUACUAAGUUAUGGAAUCAUAUCACCCACGUAGAAGGGCACAAUUUAGAGUUAACAGAGGUAGCGUCUCAGUUACAUGGGGAAAACUGCCAGUUACAAGAAUGUGCUUCACAGUUAGAAUGGCAGGAUAACCAUUUACAAGAAAAUAUACAAAAAGGACAUGAUUUGCAGUUACAAAACAGCAACUCAGAAUUACAUGAAAAUGAUUCUGCAGUGCUUAAAAACCAGAUACCAAAGGAGAACUUCCUGAUAAAAGUAGAAAUCUUGCAAAUGAAGAGCACCAAUCUGAAGGCAAUAAGCUCAGACUCUGAGCUAAAAAGUGACCAGCUAGAGCUAGAAGGUUCUAACUUGAGGUGCAUUUCCUCAAGAGAACAUGAACUGGCGGACAGUCAGCUUUUGAUAGCACUGGAUGAAAGUCUGCAUGAGCCUGACCAGAACAUAAAGAAAAAGCUUAAUUCACUGCCAAGCACUCACUGUAGUCAAGGAAAACAUGUGACUGGGUCUCCUCCAAUCGUUUGUGCUGUUUUACCAGGGAGUGACACAGGAGGGGAGGAAGACAGAGAAGAAGAUGCUUCACCUGUUGUACAUGGACUGAUCUUGGAGCUGUCAAAUCUCAACCGGCUGAUCAUGACUACACAUAGAGACCUGAGGCAGAGGAAAGGGAAACUCACCUUUGGGAAAGCAACUGUUUCAGGUGGAAAAAGACGCAGGGAGAUGUAACACCUGAGGCAAAGUCGUGGUAUUCCAGCUCAUUUGCUCAUUUUACAUUAUGUUCUAUUCUGAAUUAUAAUACAUGUAUCGUUCAUCUGUCAGUUA
Xenopus laevis (African clawed frog) is the source of this 1051-nucleotide messenger RNA. It is a transcript of the gene brme1.L, whose product is annotated as RpoE superfamily containing [provisional] L homeolog. The transcript is spliced from 4 exons. Lineage: Eukaryota; Metazoa; Chordata; Amphibia; Anura; Pipidae. Bases 506 to 955 code for a protein of 149 amino acids. The record is from RefSeq and is a predicted model, not a curated record.